AUGGCUACCGUGAACAACAUUGUUGCCACGGCGGAUUUGAACUGCCAGUUGGAUCUCGACCAAAUCGAAGACAAGAUACCAAUGGCGCACUACGACCCACCGGAAAAGUCAACUUUCUCGGUGGAAAGUCCGCUGACGAUAUCGACCAUGGGCUGCAGCAGCUCACCCGUUACAUUGCCCGGAACUAAACUGGAUAGAACAAAGUCAGCGGCUGCCGUAUGUAUGGACUGCGGAGGCAAAUGCGACCGGGUCCGUGGCGCCAUGGCCUUGCGAUACCGACCGCCAUGCGCUAGUCGUCAAGGAUUCGUUGACCCGACCCACCGUUGCCCGCGGUGCGGCUACGUAUGUUUCAACUACCCCUCGAAAACUACCGAUGACAAUAAAUCAACUACUGGCGAAGACGUUUGCGGACCGUACAGUACCUUUCGCAAUGCUGACCCGCUCCAGCCCAAGAAACCAAGUAUGGCCAACUACAACGUCCGGCUGGCCAGCUUCACUGCAUGGCCCAAGAUCCGAUUUCAGCGGGAACAGGACAUGGCGGCGGCGGGCUUUAUUUUUCUUGGACCUAAUGACCGCGUCGAAUGCUUUUCGUGUGGUCAAGUGGUGGAGGCGUGGCACCCUGAUGAUGAUGUUUGGGAAGAACAUGCUAGAAUUGCACCUUAUUGCCAGUUUGUAUUGCAAACGAAGGGUGAUCAGUUCAUUGAUAUUGUCUUGGAGAAAUUCAAAAAGCGUGUUCUGUUUUAUUACUGA
This is a messenger RNA of Paramacrobiotus metropolitanus, 750 nucleotides long. RefSeq names its product E3 ubiquitin-protein ligase XIAP-like. The record is from RefSeq and is a predicted model, not a curated record. The coding region runs from base 1 to 750 and encodes 249 amino acids. Gene Ontology annotation, molecular function: DNA binding. Gene Ontology annotation, biological process: DNA-templated transcription initiation. Lineage: Eukaryota; Metazoa; Tardigrada; Eutardigrada; Parachela; Macrobiotidae. Gene Ontology annotation, cellular component: cytoplasm; nucleus. The transcript is spliced from 2 exons.